This is a messenger RNA of Papaver somniferum (opium poppy), 692 nucleotides long. Its product is annotated as late embryogenesis abundant protein 2-like. NCBI's taxonomy places the organism in Eukaryota, Viridiplantae, Streptophyta, Magnoliopsida, Ranunculales, Papaveraceae. The record is from RefSeq and is a predicted model, not a curated record. Bases 220 to 534 code for a protein of 104 amino acids. The transcript is spliced from 3 exons.
UCCUAUUCAAAAGGGUGCUUCUUCUUCCUCGUGUCUUGCCCACAAUCUAUCAGCCAUGUGUUCAGAGACCAAAGGCGCAUUUUCAGACUAACGUAUAUAUAAAAAUCCCCAUUUGGCAUCAAAACUGAAAGCAUCAGAUAUUGAUUUCUUAUACAGUUAACUUAAAACCUUUUUUAAUUGUGCUUAAAGUUUGUGACCGGAAGAAUAAAGAGAAGAAGUAUGGAAGGACAUCGUGGUGGUCCGGAUAUGAGACACAAUAAGGCUGGCCAAGACGUUGUUGGUCAAGCGCAGAUGAAGAAGGAUGAGUUGAUCGAGGAAGCUUCCAUUGCUCCUAGGACAGCCCAAGACAAAGCAUCUCAAAUUGCAAACCAAUCCUCCCAGGAGACAAAGGAUCAAGCUGCAGGUUUCCUUCAACAGUCUGGGGAACAAAUGAAGAACUUGGCACAAGGGGCAGCUGAUGCUGUGAAGAAUACUCUUGGAAUGAACAACACUUCUAACACCAACACCUUCAACAACCCUUCUCACAAGAUGUAGUGAGGGAGACUCGUGACAAGUAUAUGAUAAGUUUGAUGAUUAUGAAUUUUUGAAUUUAAAACUUUAGUUUGGUGUUUGUUUAUUUUUUAUAUUUGGUGAUUAAUAAAAGUUUUGUAGGGUUGUUUAUAUAUUUGGAUGUAAUGGAGUUGGUUUCUCAU